AUGCCGACGCCGGAUGAUGAAGCCAUGGUCUCGCCGGUGGAGCACGAGAGCAUCGCUGGCCGCCCGACUUGUCCACCCGAGGAAUCGCGCGUUAUCGCGACGCACGAAUUGAAUGAGACACGGGGCGCCCACGACGACAGCAAUGCCAGCGCCGUGCCCGAUGUUCCCAUGCAGCAGCCCACUCCGUCUCCACAAAACUCGCGCGAGCAUACCCAGGCGCCCGACGAUAUCCAGACCAAGCUGCCCAGCACCGACAGAGACUCGCCCACCAGAGACAUUCCCACGCCUAUGACGGCGACAGACGACGGCACUGACGAGCAACGCACCUCUCACGUCUCGCCGCUUUCUCCCGCUGCGCCAACUUCGCUGCUCGCCAGCCAUCUAUCGUCCCCAUUCCCUGCGCAUAGGUUCCUACCCAACACAUCCUCGUCCCUCCUUCGGCCCGGCAGUCGCUUCGUGGGCACCCAGACCUCCGACCGCCAGCAGUAUGACGUCGAAGUCGAUAUAAAACAUGUCGACAUGCGCGAGUCCUUCAUGUGUGGAUACUUGCGCAUCAAAGGGCUAACGGAAGACCACCCAAGUCUGACGACGUACUUCGAAGGCGAGAUCAUCGGAACCAAAUACACCUUCAUUACACAGCAUCCGGAAUGGGGCUCCAACGAGAAGGUCGACCGGCAACACUGGGGGCGGUUCGACGCAUACAAGCCGAUUGCUAAGUACUCUGCGCGCCAGGAACAAGUGUCGAAGGAGCUGAACCAGAAGGAACACCUCUUCAUGCGGUGGAAGGAAUAUUUCCUCGUGCCAGACCACCGAGUGAGGACUAUAAGCGGUGCGAGUUUUGAAGGCUUCUACUACAUCUGCUUCAACCAGCUCUCGGGCGGCAUCGAGGGCAUCUACUUUCAUGCUAAGAGCGAGAAAUUCCAGAAGCUCAAUUUGAAACACAUCCAAGAUUUUGGGUGUCAAGGCGCGAUUGAAUUCCGAUAA
Alternaria conjuncta is the source of this 984-nucleotide messenger RNA. RefSeq lists its product as uncharacterized. Gene Ontology annotation, biological process: protein targeting to vacuole; protein catabolic process in the vacuole; proteasome-mediated ubiquitin-dependent protein catabolic process. Bases 1 to 984 code for a protein of 327 amino acids. Gene Ontology annotation, cellular component: GID complex; extrinsic component of membrane. The transcript is spliced from 4 exons. NCBI's taxonomy places the organism in Eukaryota, Fungi, Ascomycota, Dothideomycetes, Pleosporales, Pleosporaceae. The record is from RefSeq and is a predicted model, not a curated record.